Molecule: messenger RNA, 2917 nt
Organism: Funneliformis geosporum
Lineage: Eukaryota; Fungi; Glomeromycota; Glomeromycetes; Glomerales; Glomeraceae
Source: the annotation of a GenBank genome assembly
AUGAAGAAUUUUUCAGGAAUUAAUUCUUUAUAUUUCAUAACAAUCUUUAUUUUAUUCAUAGAUCCAUUAAGCAUAAGUUCAUAUAAAGUAUUGUCAUAUAAUGAAACCGAGCCCGAUUACAAAAUUAACCAAAUCUUAACUUAUCCGGAUGGAAUUUCGGUUGUUUUCUUGACCAAACCAAUAAAUGAUACAUGUAACGAACCAAGGAUUGAUUUGCGAGUUAUACAUCCAAAUGGCACAGUUGAUAAAGUAAAGGUGGAGCAUUCGAUACCGGAUUUUAAUUUUUGUCUUGUAUCAAACGAUAAAUCUUUACGUAUUACGCUUAUUCGCAAUAUACCGGAUUCUAUCUACGCGUUAUAUGUAAACUCCUCCGAUAUAAAUUCGGCAAGUUAUUAUGUGUCACUUCUCACGCACACUGGAAAAAUCAUAAGCAAUACAUUUCUUUCACGGGUUCCCGUCAUGGAUGGAAUAUUAUCUUCCUCCGGGUUUAUGUAUUCUCACGAUAACGAAGCAGGUGGCUUUAUUUUCUGGAAUUAUUUAACUGAAGCUUUUGUUAAAUGGAUUUACUUUAGUAAACCUGAUUCCGAUGGAAAUUUUCAUCCAAUAAAUAAUGGUCACCUUGAAAUUAAAAAUCCUUCAUUAGAUACCUUUAAUAUAUUUGCCACAAUUGAUGAAACCUUUGCUAUAGUAUCUAGUCGUACAAAUAUUUCAAAUCAACCUUUUGAUGUUUCAAUGGAUCCAGUCAGACCAACAUUUGGUCUUUAUGUAACUUUCAUUAAUCCCGAUAAAACUGUUGAUGGACCAUUCUUGCUGUAUCAAUCCGUAAUACCGAAUUUACAAAUUAUGUUUCGAUGUAGUAAAACAUAUACGACUUUGGGAAAUUCUUGCAUUUUGAAUAUGAAGAGGGAUGAAGAUUAUAAAUUGAUUCAAAUAAAAUUUCAGAAUACAGGUUCUGUUGUCGGUAUCAAUAAAUUUUCUAGUCUUGAAUUGUAUAAAGAUUUAAGAGAAACUACGGAAAUUAGAAAUUUGUUUUAUGGAGGGUUCUUGGUACAAUUUUUCGAUGAUUCUGAUGAUACCCUUCAUAAACCAUUUCAAUCUAUCAUUCUUGAUGACGAAAGGAAUUAUUAUAGCACUUUGGAGUUUCCAAAAGAUUUAAAAUUUUCUAAUAAUUGUGCGAUGGGAGAAUUUCGAUACAACACUUUUGUUGUUGCUUACCAGGAUGAUGAAUAUACCUGGAAAGUCUAUUCAGAAGAUUUACCAAGGUUCUUUGAUGAUAAUGGAUAUAAUAACAUAAACGUUAAUACCACACAUCCAUUAAUUAAUUCGAAGAUACCACUAUCAACGACUAGUAUUAACAUUACAUAUAACUUUCCGAUAAUAAUGUCAACGAAUAAUAUCUCUAUUUAUCAAGAUGGUAAUGGCAAAAACGCUAUAUUGCGACAAUCGAUUCCAGGAAACUCUCCAUCAUCAUUUGUUUAUAGUGCGGAUAAUCAGUCAUUAAUUUUAAAUGUUUUAGAGAGCACAUUCAAUCAACCAAAUGCGAAUUAUUACAUUGUAAUUGAUGAUAAUGCUGUUAAAGAUUUGAAAACGGACCAACCGUUAAUGGGUAUUCAAACUCAUACUUGGAUGUUUAAUACCAAUGUUUUUGCGGAGGAUGCAAUCGGUCGAUUUGCCUUAACGACUGAAGGAACUAAUUAUUUCGAAAAUCUCCCACCAUAUAAUAAAACAACUUAUUUAUUACAAUUAAGAAUUGAUUUAUCGAAUUUGAUACCAGUUGAUAUUAAUAGAUUGGAUGCAAUAAUAUGUUGUGAAUACGACAGAAGUCAACAACUUCCAAAAAUUUUAUUAUCAUUACCUAUUAAAUCCACAACAAAAUCAAAUGAUAGAAAUGUCGACCGUGUAAUAAAAGACUUGGAUCUUUUGAUUAAGAAUAAAAAAGUUACACCAAUUUCUUGGUUUUUUACGACAAAUUAUAUAGAUGCAAGUUUUGGAUUUCAACUUACUGUAAACUUAUUUCAGGAUUUUAAAUUUCAUUUAAUCGGCAUCGCUAUUGGAAUAAUAAUUUUAGGAUUGCUUUAUUUUUAUGCCAGAAAAAGGAGUCCUACGGGGAAAAAUAUCGCCAUAUUUAAAUUUUCCUUGAUUAUUUUGGACUUUAUUCUUGAUUUUCUGUUCGUUCUGAAUAAUGGAGCAAAGGUUCCGCAAUUGUUUAUUCCAAGUAUAACAUUUUGUGCAAUGCCGUUAGCAAUUAAUUUCAUCAUGAGCAUAGUCAUGAUCCUUCGAGAAAUUAAACACAACAAGGGUUUUUACGAAUGGUUUAAAGAAAACACCAAUAUGGCAUCUUUAUUUACUAUAUUAGCAAGUACCGAUAUUGGAGUAUUAAAUAUACUUUCUUCUAACGUUGCUGGAAUGGCGUUAUUUAAUGCACCUAUAUCCAAUGGAACUCAAUCUUUAAUAUUUCUUGGAGGUCAUAUUGGAUUUGUUAUUGAAGAUAUUCCACAAUUUAUAAUACAGGUUCUUUAUAAAAAUUCGACCAUCACUUAUGACAUAAUUCCUUUUCUCACGUUAUUAACAAGUUCGAUAGUAUUGGUAACUAGUAUAGUUUCUAGAGUAUAUCAUUUAAUUGUAUAUUCAUGUAAAAAACCAAUAUCUGACGAAAGAUUAUUUCCGAUUAAUCAAAAUAUGUCUAGCGCAAAAGUAGAUGUAGUUGAAAUUGAAGUUAAAGAUCAUUUGACCGUUCCGCAAGUAGCCAAAAAGAAAUUUAGGAAAUCAGUUGAUGAGGAAUUACAAAGACCCUCAACGUUAGCAAUUGAAGUAAUUUUAUGCAUUGGAAUGUCACCUUCUGACAUUCCAAACAUUCCGUUUUCAGCAUUUCCUGGAGGAAAAGAAUGUUUAAAAAGUCUAUCUGAAUUUUGGUGUA